Messenger RNA from Cajanus cajan (pigeon pea), 1071 nucleotides. Its product is annotated as transcription factor bHLH95. Gene Ontology annotation, biological process: regulation of DNA-templated transcription; endosperm development. The record is from RefSeq and is a predicted model, not a curated record. Gene Ontology annotation, molecular function: DNA-binding transcription factor activity; protein dimerization activity. NCBI's taxonomy places the organism in Eukaryota, Viridiplantae, Streptophyta, Magnoliopsida, Fabales, Fabaceae.
AUACAUAAACAUAUAUCCUUCUCCUCAAAUAUAACUUUCUUAAUUUCUUUCUCUCUCACACUCUUCCAUGGCCUUAGCCUUAGGAAAUCAAGGUCCACAUGAUAUAACCUUCUUGUGGGAAGACCAUUCAUGGGAUCCCACCAAUUCUGAUAACUCAAGUGAAAGUAAAGAGAAGGCCAAGCCACUAAACCAGCAGAAAGAAGAAAAAGAUGAAACUCUCGUGAAUAAGAAGCGAAAUCAAGUCCAGCGUAGUAUUACUAGUGGUGAAGGUAAAGAUGAAAAGUGUCAAUCUGAUCAUGAAGUGCAUAUAUGGACUGAGAGAGAAAGGAGGAAGAAAAUGAGGAACAUGUUUGCUAAUCUUCAUGCUUUGCUUCCGCAUAUUCCUUCUAAGGCAGAUAAAUCAACCGUUGUGGAUGAAGCAGUGAGCUACAUAAAAAAUCUACAGCAAACCCUGGAAAAGCUAGAGAAACAGAAACAAGAAAGGGUCCAAUAUGUCUCCACUUUUGGGUGUGACUCAUCUAUGUUUGUUACUCAUCAAGGAUCUUCUAACAAUCCCAAUGCAAUGAUGGGAACUUCAAACAGUGCACUUUCAUUCCCUGGGCAACAACAACCAAUAGCUUUUGAAAAAACGUGGGCUGCUUCAAAUAUUGUCCUGAACAUUUGUGGAGAUGAGGCCCAAUUCACCAUUUGCGCGGCCCGUAAGCCAGGCCUUUUAACCUCCAUUGCUUUUGUGCUAGACAAGUACAAAAUAGAGGUCAUAUGUGCCAAUAUUUCGAGCAUUGGAAAUGGAAAUGGAUGCAUGAUUCAAGCCCAUGGAAAACGAUCUUCAAAUGAGUUCCUAGAUGCAAAUUCAGUGGAGGAAAUUUAUAAGCAAGUGGCAGGAGAGAUUAUGCUAUGGAUCGCAUAAAAUUUUGGAUGAUGAAAACUUAUUGUUUUGUUUGAUGUAAAUUUUUUAAUUUUCUUAAAACUAUUAGUGAGCUUUCAUGGCUUAACUUGAUGGUUAUGAAAGCAAACGGGUAUAUGCUUUAAUCUUGGUGGUUUAAGGUUUAAACUGAAUUUGAAUGCUUAUUA